Messenger RNA from Arachis ipaensis, 2337 nucleotides. The record is from RefSeq and is a predicted model, not a curated record. Lineage: Eukaryota; Viridiplantae; Streptophyta; Magnoliopsida; Fabales; Fabaceae.
CUGUAAUAGAUUAUUGGACUCAAAGUAAAGACUAACAAAAGAGGCAUACAUGGCUACCUUCACAUUGCAUACUGAGACUGUCCAAUCAUGUUUACCUCUGAGUAGACUUCACAUUCUGUUUCAUUUGGUGGCUGUACUACUCAUCUUUUACUAUCGAUUUACCCGAAUUUUCCAAAACAAUAUUACUACUCUACCAUGGAUUCUCAUCACCGUAGCUGAACUAAUUCUUGGUGUGUUGUGGUUCUUUAACCAAGCAUUCCGGUGGCACCCUGUGUCAAGGUCAGUGAUGACAGAGAAAUUGCCUAAGGAUGAGAAUUUGCCUGGUCUUGACAUCUUUGUGUGUACGCUCGAUCCUGAAAAGGAGCCAACUGUAGAGGUGAUGGAGACUGUGAUCUCAGCUAUUGCCAUGGAUUAUCCCAGCAAUAAACUUGCAGUGUAUCUGUCCGAUGACGGUGGAUGUCCAGUAACUCUAUAUGGCAUUAAGGAGGCUUGUGAAUUUGCCCGGUCUUACUGGCUUCCGUUCUGCAAAAAAUAUGGGAUUAAGUCAAGGUGCCCCAAAGUUUUCUUUUCUCCUAUGGGGGAGGAUGACCAUCUCCUUCGUUCUCACGAGUUCAUGACAGAGCACAAUGACAUUAAGGCUAAAUAUGAAAAAAUGCAAAAAAAAAUUGAAAAAUUCAGUUCAGACUCUAAAAAUUGUCAAAUUGUGACGAAUAGAUCAUCUCAUAUCGAGUACUUUAUCCUUAUCUUUUUUGAGAUUCUAAUGAUUGCUUGUGUGGUGCUGCAGCUCAGAGUCUCAGGUCUAAUUAGCAAUGGCCCUUAUGUUCUUGUAGUGGAUUGUGAUAUGUAUUGCAACGAUCCGUCCUCUGCCAAACAAGCUAUGUGCUUCUUUCUUGAUACCGAAACUUCUAAAUAUACUGCAUUUGUCCAGUUCCCUCAAAUGUUCCACAACCUUAGCAAGAAAGACAUUUAUGAUAACCAAUCCAGGACUGCUUUUAAGACAAUGUGGCAAGGCAUGGAUGGACUCAGGGGACCAGGUCUUUCUGGUAGCGGCAAUUACUUGUACAGAAGUGCAUUAUUGUUUGGAAGUCCAAACCAAAAAGAUGAGUAUCUGCUGGAUGCCGAAAGCUACUUCGGAAAAUCUAGCAUGUACAUAGAAUCGCUCAAGGUCAUUCGAGGGCAGCAAAAUCCCAAAAAGAAUGUUCCAAGAGAUGCAAUUUUACAAGAAGCUCAAGUGGUUGCCUCCUGUUCCUAUGAGACAAACACAAAAUGGGGUACAGAGGUGGGAUUCUCGUACGGGAUCUUGUUGGAGAGUACAAUAACUGGGUAUCUGCUGCACUGCAGAGGAUGGAAAUCGGCUUAUCUGUACCCAAAAAGGCCGUGUUUCUUGGGAUGUGCCCCAACUGACAUAAAGGAAGGUAUGCUUCAGUUGGUGAAGUGGCUCUCUGAACUUUGCUUGCUCGGAGUGUCCAAAUACAGCCCUUUCACUUACGGCAUUUCCAGAAUGUCCAUCAUUCAUACCUUCACUUAUUGCUUCAUGACCAUGUCAUCCAUGUAUGCUGUUGCAUUCAUCCUUUACGGCAUUGUUCCUCAAGUAUGCUUCUUCAAAGGAAUUCCCCUAUUUCCAAAGGUUACAGAUCCAUGGUUCGUAGUGUUUGCAACGAUUCAUGUAUCCACCCAAAUUCAACAUCUGAUUGAGGUCCUUUCUGGAGAUGGCUCUGUGGCAAUGUGGUGGGAUGAACAAAGAAUUUGGAUUCUAAAGUCGGUUACUGGCAGCUUAUUUGCACUAAUAGAUGGAACCAAGAAAUGGUUAGGAUUAAACAAGGUGAAAUUUAGCUUGUCAAACAAGGCCAUUGACAAAGAGAAGCUUAAGAAAUAUGAGCAGGGCAAGUUUGAUUUCCAAGGCGCAGCACUAUUCAUGUCUCCAUUGGUUGUGCUUCUUAUAGUGAACAUUGUCUGUUUCUUUGGGGGAUUAUGGAGACUACUCAAUGUCAAAGAUUUUGAGGACAUGUUCGGUCAACUUUUCCUACUUAGCUAUAUAUUAGUUCUUAGUUAUCCCAUUAUUGAGGGGAUAAUAACAAUGAAAAGCAAGAGUGGGUAGUAAAUUUCUUUAUAAGUAGGCUUAUUCUAUGAUUAUAUAAUAAGAAUUGCACAAUAAGUGUUUGUAUCUUGAGAAAAAACAAUUAUAUUCCACGUUGUUGGGGGUUAGAUGAAUGUCUUAUUUCUUUUACAUAGUCGUACACUAGUACACUACUAGUGCUUUGAUGUUCUGUAUUGUUGAUGGAGGUUAUCUGGUAGCCAAGAGUGGUGAUCUAACAAGGUAAUUUGUACAUUCUAAAA